AUGGCUUUCUUCGGUGCGGCCAACCCCGCUGGGGGAGGCGCCUCUGCGGAGCUUGGUUCAGAGCUUCCCGAUGUCUUUACCGAUGAAGUCGGUUUCAAAGGUGUCUCCGGAGACGCGAAUAUCCGCUUCCUCCAAACGGCAUGGCCCGACGACGCGCUUCCUGCUCCAACCUCUUCACUUCUGGCUGUCGCACACACCAAAGGACUCAUUGUCGGCGCUGGCCCAGAUGCGCUGGUGAUAAGCACUGCUGAUAAUGUGAGAAAGUCAAUCGAGGCGCCAGCUGGUGAAGAUAUGGAGAAAACGAAGCCAUUUCAACCCGUCGCCACAAUUCCUCUUCCUUCUCGUCCCACCCAUGUGGCAUUCACACCGGGCGACGACGGCUUGAUUCUCGCCUCAGAGAAUGGCCCCGCAAUUUCGGUCUUCGACACAAACGCCCUUAUGCAAGGAAAUGCGCAACCAGCGAUUUCAAUUCCCACGAAUGGCGUGUCGCUACGAGCCCUGGCGCCAAACCCCGACCCUACCUCCACACUUGUCGCGCUAGUCACUGUUAACGGCGAGCUUCUUAUUGCCGACCUCAAGGCUGGGAGCCUUGUUCCUGGACCCAAUGGCCCUGUCCUCAAGGAUGGUGUCAGUUGUGCUUCAUGGAGCAACAAAGGGAAGCAGCUUGUUGCUGGAUUGGCCGAUGGCACUGGUUACCAGAUGACCCCAGACGGAACGAAAAAGGCUGAAAUUCCUCGGCCAUCUGAUUUGGAGGGAGAUUGCCACAUUUCAUCAAUCUCAUGGCUUGAAAAUGAUGUCUUCUUUGUGACAUACACACCAAAUGUUUCAGAGGAUGAUAUGGGGAUGAACCCAGCUUCUUCAUACUACAUCAUAACCCGCCGUAAGCAGGCGCCGUUCCUUAUCCAGAAAUUGCCAGAAGUCUGCUCAACUAUGGGCUUCAUGCUAAAGCGUGGUCCCGCAUUCCAAUUUAUCACCAGAAUUAGAGACUACAAGCCUCACUUGAAAGAUGUCUUGAUCGUCGCCUCAACUGCGUCGACUGAUCUUGGACUCAUCACGCGUUCUGACCAACCUCUGGCGAACGAUGAGCGAACCAAAUCUCACGUUGGUCAGUUCAUGACUACCGAAGUAAGCGACGAUACCAAACGUGCCAGUGUCCCGUUGAAGGACUCUGGAGAUGAGACAUCAGUCAUUGGCCUGGCACAAAACCUGUCAGCAACGGAAAAUGUGAUUGCACCGCUUCCGGGUUCCGACAUCUUGGAGAGCUCAACACCUCUUCCCGGGGUUCUUCUUUUGAAUAAUGAUGGUAUUCUUUCAUCUUGGUGGUUCGUUUACGCUGAUUCCAUUCGCCAAAGCAUUCCGUAUUCUGGGUUGGUUUCGUCUGGUCAGACAGCCCAAGCUCCCUCUCAGCCACAGGCUGUAGCUCCGACCCCGGCUCCGGCCCCUGCCCAGCAGCCUGCAUUUGGCCAGUCAGCCUUUGGAAGCCCGGCAUUUGGUCAGUCAGGGUUCGGGAAGCCAGCGGGAGCUCCUGCCUUUGGUAGUCCAUCACGCAUGGGCGCUUCAACCAUGGGGGCGACUGCUUUUGGAAAACAAAGUGCUCCAGCAUUUGGUAGUCCGUCUCAGCUUGGUGGAAGCUCUACCCCGGCCUUUGGAAAGCCAUCAACUCCUACCAGUGCUCCUACUUUCGGGACUCCCUCACAGCCGGGUGCAUCCUUCGGAACUCCCAGUACUCCGGGACAGCCACAGUUCGGUAAGUCUGGGUUCGGAGCCAUGGGCUCCGGGCUUGGACAAUCCAGUACCCCAGCAAACCCAUUCGGAGCUAGUGGGGCAGCAUCUAGUGGCGGCGGAUUCAGCUCUUUCUCCGGUGGAGGCGGCUUCAGUGGCUUUGCAACGGCAAAGCAGGGCCCGUCACCAUUCGCGGCCAAGCAGUCAGGCGAGUCACCGUUUGGCGCGACAAAAAGUUCACCCUUCGCAGCUGCUUCUUCUGGUGAAAGUGCUUUCGCCAAAACCUCUGCCUCACCAUUUGGAGCCAAACCUGAGACCUCGUUCCCGCCUCCAGCUUCAACUGAAGUCAAGAAUCCCUUUGGCGCCGCAGCGCAAGGUGGCUUUGAACUCAAAUCUACCUUCAAAAGCGAAGUCCCGCCUCUCAAAGAGGAGCCAAAAGAAGACAAGACUUCAUCUAAAGCAUUUUCAUUUGGUGGCUCCUUUGAAGAAAUGGUAUCAACGUCCCGCAAGGGAAGCUCGUCGCCGAGUGAAUCAAUGGAUGACACUGAAGAUAUCGAGCCUGUGAAUAAGGAGACAUUCUCAAUCUUCGGCGGGGUAAGCAAACCUGCUUCACAGACCCCUACGUCAAUGUUCAGUUCAAAGACAACGACUCCGGCCGGGAACACCAUGUCGAUGUUUGGCCCCAAUGCCACCCAAAACCGCGUGACCAGCCCACUGUCAACACUGUCUGAUAAGACAGAGACACCCAAGAAGAAUUGGCCUAACACGCCAAGUAUCGAUGUGGAGACGCCAUUGCCACCAGAUUCCACCAGCCGGGCUAGUUAUGCCGCCGGAGAUACUUCUGCUUCAUCCAACGUGUCGAAGAGUUCCGCUGAGGAUGCCCCGCUUCCUCCAGAUUUCACCAAGGCGAAGAAACCUACACCAAAAUCUGAAGAGGACGCUCCUUUCCCUCCCGAUUUCCUUUCGCAGAAGAAGCCUGCAGCUAAGGCAGAGGAUGCUCCUCUCCCCCCCGACUUCCUUACACAGAAAAAGUCCGCACCCAAGACGGAUGACGCCCCCCUUCCCCCCGAUUUCCUUGCGCAGAAGAAAUCUGCACCAAAGACGGAGGAUGCUCCUCUACCUCCUGACUUCCUCACUCAGAGGAAGUCUGCACCCAAGGCAGACGAUGCUCCGCUUCCUCCAGACUUCCUAGCAAAGCCCAAGAAGUCCGAGGCUGCAGUUGUCCCCGAGGACGCCCCCCUGCCGCCUGACUUUACCGCAAAUCCAAAAACCAAAUCUGUGGAAGAGGCAGUCCCGAUCCCAGACGAAUCUGAUGAAUCAGGCAUCUCCGACGAAGACUCCGAGGCCGCAGGCGAGUCGGACUUUAGUGAUAGUGGUGAAGAAAUCACACACGAUGAAGCAUUCAUCGGCAAAAGCAAGCCAUCGGCCCAGAGCUCAUUUGGUGCAGUUUCCGAGCAAAGCUCCACUGGAGGAUUCUUCAGUAGCCCCGCUCGAAAAGCAGACGACAAAGGCCGCGUACCCCGGCAGCUAUUCGGGGAGAUGUCUAAGCAGCCAGUGCUUCCUCCCCCGGGCCCCAUUAACCGUGAGCCCUACCGGUCACCGAGCCCGGUUCGGGUCGGAGGGAAAAAGAACGUGCUAUUCCCCGAGAAAUCCCAUGUCCGCAAGGGGUCCACAGGCGCGCUGCACUCGCGUAAGGCAUCUCUUACCCAGAUUGCCCAGCGUGAUGGCCACUUGAGAAAGGCCAGUGAUGUUGCCCGCGAGGAGCAAGAGAAGCAAGCGCGCGCACAUGCAGCAGCCCAGCUCCAGGAAGAUGAUCUAUCUUUGUCAGACGACGACGAUGAUGAUAAACUCCGCGAUGAGCUGGCUCAGCCCGUUGAGCCCGUUGAUACUCUUGAUCCAUUCUUGCCUCACCAAAACUACAUGGGCGAGACUGCAAAGCCAGGAAUUGCCGGCCAGGUCGAACGACUCUAUCGUGACAUCAACUCUAUGGUAGAUACACUGGGCAUAAAUGCUAGGUCAUUGGCGGGAUUCCUUCUUUACCAACAGCCUAAGAAGCCCUCUGAUAUUGAUGAUUGGGUGAUGGUCCUCAACAGCGACCAGCCCGCUGAUAUUCUCGACACGAAGAUGGCCUUGAAGGACAUCGAAAGAUUCGAAGAAAUGAUUACUUCAGUUGCUCAAUCAUUGGACAACCAGCGAGUCCAGGGAGUGGAUGAAAAGCUCGAUGCCUGCCGUGACCUACUCACAAAGCAGGUUGUCACCUUGCGAGGCCAGUUCGCAAGCAUCCGCAAGACUCUUGACGCACACACUGAUAUUGGCGCUAUUCUCGAAGCACCGCUUUCUGCCGAGCAAGGUGCGCUCCAGCAUGAUCUGCGCACCACAUUCACCGAUAUCCAGGUCAAGAUAGCCGCUCUUGAACAGGCAGUUUCGCUUCUGCGUGCCAAAAUUGCCGACAUCCCACAGGCGAAUGGUGCAGGCAGGAACCGACCAACCGUUGAGGCUGUCACUAAGACCAUUGCUACAAUGAUGAGCAUGGCCGAGGGAAAGAGCACAGACAUCGAUGUUCUCGAGGCACAGAUGCGCAAGCUCGGCGUGGACAUUGCUCCUACUGGACCCCCAAGCCGCGAGGGGUCCCCCUUCUCUACUCCUCGCAAGAGCGCUGGUGGCCGCAUUCCCAUGACUCCUGGGUCACGAGGCUCGAUUGACGGUAGCGCUUAUCACACCCCCGAAUCCGCUUCGCGCGGUCUCAACUUCCGGGCCAGCCUCAAUGCCUCGGUGAGACAGAGCCGUCUCCGCAGCGUUGAGGGUGCUGGCGAGCUUGCUAUCCCACAAGAAGACGCCGUGCAAUACAAGGCCAAGAAGUCACGUCGCCAGCACUUGAAUGCCAACUUGAAGAAGGCCUUCGAGGACAAGCAGGCGAAGGUGCGCGCCGUCGAUGAGUGGUAG
Penicillium griseofulvum is the source of this 4665-nucleotide messenger RNA. RefSeq names its product FG-nucleoporin NUP159. The transcript has 3 exons. Bases 1 to 4665 code for a protein of 1554 amino acids. Gene Ontology annotation, molecular function: structural constituent of nuclear pore; protein binding. NCBI's taxonomy places the organism in Eukaryota, Fungi, Ascomycota, Eurotiomycetes, Eurotiales, Aspergillaceae. Gene Ontology annotation, biological process: RNA export from nucleus; protein import into nucleus. Gene Ontology annotation, cellular component: nuclear pore. The record is from RefSeq and is a predicted model, not a curated record.